GGCUCAUCAGUGAACUGCACUUUCUUUGGUGCCAGCUGGAACUGUCUAGGUUGUAGGAGUAGGGAGGAAGGAGGCUUGUGCCAUCUUAUCAGUUUUCCCACAGAGGAGUUGAAGACUCCACCCUUGACUAACACUUGACUUCCUUUUGAUUGCUGUGUCCUUUUUAACACCCUAACAUAAUGUCUAGUGUAUAACUCUAUAGUGAUUCCCCUUAAUACUUUUAGCUUCAAACCUAAUCCCCUCCUUCAUAGUGUGAUGUCUUGGUCUCUUCAUUCUAGGACUUCUGAUUCUAUUUCACUAACCAUACAUCCCACCUUUGACCUUGAUGCUACCCAGAUGUGUAACUGUCUCAGGCCUUUUUUGCUUGUCCGUUUGAAGAUUGAAAGCAUCCUCCUACUUUUUGGUUUUUGGAGACAGGGCUUCUCUGUAUAGCUCUGGCUGGCCUCAAACUCACUCUGUAGACCAGGCUGGCCUCGAACUCAGAAAUCCGCCUGCCUCUGCCUCCUAAGUACUGAGAUUAAAGGCAUGUGCCACCACUGUCCGGCCCCUCCUACUCUUAAACUUACUAUAUUGCUGUGUUUACUUUUUGAAAUGAUUAAAUUGGACAUAGAAUUUUUCCCUAACCAUUGUAUCGUUUUCCUGUAGAAAUAAAUCAUAAUGAGUUAUGCAGAAAAGCCGGAUGAAAUAACCAAAGAUGAAUGGAUGGAAAAGCUCAAUAACUUGCAUGUUCAACGAGCAGACAUGAACCGACUCAUCAUGAACUACCUAGUCACAGAGGGCUUUAAGGAAGCAGCAGAGAAAUUUCGGAUGGAGUCUGGGAUCGAACCAAGUGUGGACCUAGAAACACUUGAUGAGCGAAUCAAGAUUCGGGAGAUGAUUCUGAAGGGUCAGAUCCAGGAGGCCAUUGCCUUGAUCAACAGCCUCCACCCAGAGCUCCUAGACACAAACCGGUAUCUUUACUUCCACCUUCAGCAACAACACUUGAUUGAGCUUAUCCGUCAGCGUGAGACAGAAGCAGCAUUGGAGUUUGCCCAGACACAACUGGCAGAGCAGGGUGAGGAAAGCCGAGAAUGCCUCACAGAGAUGGAGCGCACACUGGCCUUGCUGGCCUUCGAUAGCCCUGAGGAGUCGCCUUUUGGAGACCUCCUUCACAUGAUGCAGAGGCAAAAGGUAUGGAGUGAAGUUAACCAGGCUGUUCUGGAUUAUGAGAAUCGAGAGUCCACACCCAAGCUGGCAAAAUUACUGAAACUGCUACUUUGGGCUCAGAAUGAGCUAGACCAGAAGAAAGUAAAAUAUCCCAAAAUGACAGACCUCAGCAAAGGUGUGAUUGAGGAGCCCAAGUAGAGCCUGUGCAUGGACCCAGCACUGUCAAUAGGCACAGGACUCUCCCUCCUCCGGCUGUGACUGGCAGAUUGUCACCACAGUAGAGAACCUUUCCCCUGUACUUUUCUUUGGCCCCAUUGUUUAAAAGGGGAAAAUGGCCUUUUUAAACCCUGUCAAGCCCAUGAUGGAAGACACCACCUCUGCCAUGCCCUGUAUCCCGAGAGCUGCACACACUGCUUCCAGAUUGCUGGUUCCAGAAGAUGUAAUUUGCCACUGUGUGCUGCACGGCUAGGGAGUGUCAUCUCAGCUGAAGGCCUCACCCAAGACAGGCAGACAGACAUGAACAUUACUGAUGUGCUUUUCCGACCUGCUAUGUGCAGGCAGGCAGGGGUUAUCUUCCUGGGUCUCACAGACUUUCAUGGUUUUCCUUACCCCUUCUUUUCUUUUUCUUCCUCAUUUUGUUCCUUCAUAGGAAAAAAAUGUAUAAAUUUGUAAAUCUUAAUUCAAAGAUAACUUUUGUGUGGGUAUUGAGUUUGGAUCGGUUUUUUGUCUUGGUGUGGGCUGUGUGGCUUUUGGGAGGGGAUGUGUGUGAGAGAGGUGAGGUUGUGGUGGUUUUUAUUUUUUAAAAUAUAUUUUUGGUGCUGUAUGUGAUGAGAGACUCAUUCAUAGUGGAUCAAUGAAUAAUCUCUUGUAGGUAACUUUAUUUGAAAAUAAAGAUUUCCUUUUACUUCCAGAAUAACCACAAUGGCUUCUAAAAAGUUCUCAUCUCACACAGCCCUUGUUUUGGGUGUCCUUUACCUUGCACAGGGGCAGCACCUUAACUCACAGCUGAAAGACUAAUUGCCAUGUGCCUAGGGAAUGCCCUGCGUAAUAAAUAGCAAAGCAGCCUGGUGUUGAUGGGAUGACUGGCUGGCAUUACCCAGCUGGAUGUUCAUGCUAGCCAGAUUGAACUUAAGUCAUUUCUUAUCUCUUCCUUCAGUGUCAGCAGUGCUGUGUGUCCUGCUUCUCAUCAGCCAUUUUUUACCUGCUCAGUGGAAGGCAGAAAAGACAUUACCUGUAGGGUAUGGUAUGCACAUGUAGGUCGGUGCUCUGAGUGAUGAGUGUAUACAUGUAUUGUGCCUGACACCGGUGUGUUUGAUUUUUGGCAGUGGUCCAGGCCUGAUGGUGUCAGUGCUAAAGGCUGGGGUGGGGGUGCACAAACCUGCAAAGCCCUCAGACAGUUAUCCAUGGAUGUGGAUGGUGAAGAUGAUGUGGGUACUGUCCUUUGGUGGAAGUUCCUGCCUGUCUGACACUAGAGCCAGGAGUUCUGGUACUGGCCAUUAAGAAACACUGUUCUUAGUAAUUACUGAAUUGGGAUUGUUUCCCUUGUUCUUUUUUUUUUUUUUUUUUUUUUUUUUUUUGGUUUUCUGAGACAGGGUUUCUCUAUAUAGCCCUGGCUGUCCUGGAACUCACUCUGUAGACUAGGCUGGACUCGAACUCAGAAAUCUGCCUGCCUCUGCCUCCUGAGUGCUAGGAUUAAAGUUGUGCGCCACCACGCCCGGUUGUUUCGUUGUUCUUGAGCAAUAUUGACUAGCUAGGUCAGACUACAUUUAUUCAAAAGUUUUCUGGCACCUGAGCUGCUCAGAUAACACAGCUGACCAGCUGUCUCUAUCUUGUUCCCUACUUCAGUAUUGUUCAUUGGUAUCUGUUUUUUACCCACAGGAUUCUGUUCUUGUUGGGAUGGAAUGAAGUGUCUUCCAGCUCUCUGCUUCUACUGCAGAGGGCAGGUACUUUGGCAGUAUUUGCCUUAGGAUCACAUUAGUGACAGACUCAAGGAUGAAGUUGUUGCUGUCAUUAUGACCCUGCACUGCUCUUCUGGUCUGUGAGUAAGGAGUGAGCAGAGCUUUCCUUACCUCCUGGACAGGUGGCUUUUUAACAUCAUUGUGAGAUGUAACCUCCCAUCUGGGGUAAGGAUAAGAAUAAGGUAGAGGAGUUUCAGGAGAGACGUGCCUUUGGUUAAGAAGACAUGACAAAUAAUCAUGAAGACCAGAGUCCGGCACCCAGAAAAGUCAGGCAUCCCCCAAAUUCCUGUCACUUCAGUUCCAAGGAAUCUGAUGUCCUCUUUGGCCUCCACAUACACAUAGGCAGGCAGGCACAAGAACACACACACACAUACACACACGUCUUUUUUUAAGGCAGAGGAAAAGGAAGUUUUAAUUUUCAGGUAGCUAAUAGAUUAAAUGAAACAGAAGUUGGGAAGGAGUAUCGAAGAUUAAGUGUUUGUUUUUAAAGCACCAUAUAAAGCCAGGCAUGGUGGCUCCUGCCUGCAAUUACAGCAUUUACAAGGCUGAGGAAGGGUUUUUCCAGUCCAGCCAAGGCUAUAUUAUACAUAAGAUCUUUUCUUAUAUGAAAAAGUACCAGAUAGCUAGCAUAUUUGUAUCUUUUGUUAAUAUAUAUAUAUGAUUACUUAUAUAGCUAAUCACUUUGACGUGUUCUUAAAAUUAGAGGGCAUGAGAUGUAUAGUAAUGGAGGUUCUCUCUGUAGGGAUUAUCCUCAAAUACACAGGAGGCUUGUUGCAUGCAUAAAAUGUUCAGUGGCUGUAAGACAAGGAGUUGACAAUUUACCAACAUUUCAGUCAGUAGCUUAGCUGAUGCCACAGAUACCAGUGACUCUGGAGAACGUCAAAUAGAACUGCUUGCUUAUCCAUGGUCUGUUAGUGCCUAGAAACCCCCUCCAAGGAUUUACAUGUAGACUUUUCCUGUUAGAGCAGACCAAGUAGCUUUAUUUCUAUUUGCACCUUUUGAUGGAAAGUGCCUUGAAAUAAACGAGACAAGAAUAUUCUGGUACUCUUCUCCAACGUCAUACGUAGAGCUGUGCAAGGAAAAACCAAGUUUGAAAUUUUCUAAAGCGUGGUAAUCUUUGCACACUAAAGAUGAGAAUUUGUUUUGUCUCUUGAAUUAUGAUUUGGGUUUGGCAUUUGAGACCCCCUCCUCGCCCCCAUAGUGUAUGUAGUUGAAGACUUUGUAUAGUGACUUUGAGGUGGGGCCUGUAGAACUGAGGUGGGCAGUAUGUCAUCUUUAUUUUCUUUUGUGCUAUUAGUUUUGAAGAGGAGAAACCAGGAGAAUCCUUCCAGAGGGAUUCUUAGAUGUUCCAUGAUAAUGACACUGAUGUGAUCAAGAGAAAGAAGUGGGAUUCCCUUCCAGGUUGUUGCUCUCCAGUCUCAGAACAAUCAAAAGACCAAAUUCCAAAUGUCAGGUUAACAGAACAGUGUGUCUACACCCCUGCAUUUCAACAUGCUGAAUUGUGUGCAGGGGACACCAUGCAGGGGUAUAGACUGUUCACCAGCCUUUGCUUACUGCUGCUUUGUUGACAUGUCUCGUUCUGACACCAUGCAUAUUUUUUGUUUCACAAACAUUGCUUUUUUCAGAUUCUUAGUAAGCCGCCUUGCCAGCAGGAGAUGCAGAGUCUGUAUAAACCUCUAGCUCGCUGGAGCACUCAUGUGUAUAUGUAAUUGUAAUUCUUCAUUGGGGGUAUUUGUAUCCCUGCCACAUAUCAUCUGAGUACAGGUCGGGUAGCUUCUGGGUGCCUGCUGUGAAUUUGUUAGUAAAAGUUCUUAUGUUUUUCCCAGAA
Mus musculus (house mouse) is the source of this 4932-nucleotide messenger RNA. RefSeq names its product GID complex subunit 8 (gene Gid8). The transcript has 4 exons. NCBI's taxonomy places the organism in Eukaryota, Metazoa, Chordata, Mammalia, Rodentia, Muridae. Gene Ontology annotation, cellular component: nucleoplasm; cytosol; nucleus. Bases 658 to 1344 code for a protein of 228 amino acids. Gene Ontology annotation, biological process: positive regulation of canonical Wnt signaling pathway; positive regulation of cell population proliferation. The record is from RefSeq and is marked validated.